AUGCACAUCCUGGCGUGCUUCCUCUCCCUUGCCCUCCUAUUCCUGUGUACUCUUUCGCGACUGUACACAACCCCGUGCCCCUGCAGCAGCUCGAACGACCCCACCAGCAAUUUCACCACGUGUACCAUUACCACAGAAGAAGACGCUAACAUGAAAGAUAUCAUUAACUCCAAUUUCGAGGACAAUAAGGACGAGCGGGUGAUCAUUGUAAAUGAAAAUAAUGAGUUCCAAGAAUUGAAAGCGAGAAAAAUUAUGCGGACGGAGAAUUUGUGGCACCGAGCUACAUCCAUUUUUGUCUUCACCCAAAUCGAUCAGGAGUAUUUUAUUUAUGUACACAAAAGAUCCAAGAUAAAGGACUACUGCCCAUCAUACUACUCCAUUGGUUUCGGUGGAGUCGUUGCAGAAAAUGAAGAUAUGCUUAGCAAUGCUGUAAAGGAAUUGGAAGAAGAAAGCGGGAUAAAGAAGUCUCCCGAACAACUUUACCAUUUGGGUGUGGCCAAGUGCGACACAGAAUGCUCCAGGGCCUUCAUGGGUUGCUACGUUGUAUUCAUCGACCCCGAUUUCGAGACCACCCCCCAGAUGAAUGAAGUCGAAUUUAUCACCCGCAUUCCGCUGAACGAAUUUGACGAAUUCUUACAGAAGGAGAAGUUCACAGUUAUAAGCAAAACCGUGUAUAACCACUUCAAAGACAAAAUGACUAAAUCCGCCUUGGACGAACUAUACAACAAAAUCAACUAA
Molecule: messenger RNA, 738 nt
Organism: Plasmodium inui San Antonio 1
Lineage: Eukaryota; Apicomplexa; Aconoidasida; Haemosporida; Plasmodiidae
Exons: 3
Coding region: 1-738 (245 amino acids)
Source: RefSeq, a predicted model, not a curated record